AUGGAAGGAAAAUAUCAUGCAUAUAAUAAUGUGUUCGAGGAGUGGUUAAAAGAAAAUAUAAUUGAAAAGGUACCACUUAAAGGACUAUAUAAAUCUGGUUGCUACUUGCCACAUAGAGGGAGUUUCAAGGAAAAUUCAACAACUAAGGUUAGACCAGUUUUCGACGCAUCAAAUAGAAAGAAAGGAUUUUCUUCUCUUAAUGAUUUUCUUGAAAAAGAACCUAACAACUUAGAAUUGAUACCGUCAUUGUUAGUAAGAUUUAGACAAAAAAGUAUAGGUGUUAUAUCUAAUAUAAAAAGGGCUUUCUUACAGAUAAGCAUUGCCGAAGGAGAUCGGGAGUAUCUUCGAUUUCUGUGGUGGAAGGAUAGCGAGAGUAAAGAAAUUCAAGUUUUUAGGCACCGUAGAGUAGUUUUCGGAGUUACCUGCAGUCCGUUUAUUCUUGGAGCAGUCAUUCGACAUCAUCUGGAAAGCACAUGCAUAGAAAGAAAAGAAAUUGCAGAAAAGUUAUUGAGAUCAUUUUAUGUUGAUAACUGCGUCACUUCAUUGGACGCAGAAAGUGAAACUCAACAUUUUAUAGAAAUUGCUUCACAGUUAAUGCAAAAUGCUAAAUUUGAACUGAGAGGUUGA
Molecule: messenger RNA, 627 nt
Organism: Stegodyphus dumicola
Lineage: Eukaryota; Metazoa; Arthropoda; Arachnida; Araneae; Eresidae
Source: RefSeq, a predicted model, not a curated record